Molecule: messenger RNA, 1116 nt
Organism: Rosa chinensis
Lineage: Eukaryota; Viridiplantae; Streptophyta; Magnoliopsida; Rosales; Rosaceae
Product: F-box protein At5g07610
Exons: 1
Coding region: 1-1116 (371 amino acids)
Molecular function (GO): protein binding
Source: RefSeq, a predicted model, not a curated record
AUGGCUGAUAUUCCUGAUAAAGAACUCCAUUGUUGCGCAAAAAGGACGAAGGUUACAGGCAGCGGGAACUACCUAAAAUCCUGUAGUACAAGUAGUAGCACUAACAGCAGCAGUAUCAGUUUAGCAGAAAUUAUAGCCAGCACGGAAGAACUCCUUACAGAAAUCCUACUGCGGGUGCCAGCUCGAACUCUGGUCCGCUUCAAAUGUGUUUCCAAGCAUUGGCUCUCUCUUAUAUCUGACCCCAAAUUCUGUCACCGCCACACCAUUUGGAACCAAAACUCCUCCGUCUCUGCAGUCUUUGGUGACAGAUCCACAGACUUUUUUUCCAUCACUUUUCCUCAUGAUCAUGACCAUAACCAUAACCCCGGAUCAUCGCGCUGCAAUCCUCUUAAUUUUGUUCAAAACCAAAAUGAUUGCAUCGAGAUUAUCCACUCCUGCAAUGGCCUCUUCUUGUGCCAUCCCAUCAAUGCUACAAGUACUAGUAGAACCCCAUAUUUUGUUCUCAAUCCCACAACCAACCAGUUCUUGACACUUACAAUUCCCCCAGCUGCUGCUGCUAGUUCUAAUGGUCAACAGAUACAAACCCAUAUUAUUGGUUGUGCUCUGGCUUUUGACCCUUCCAAAUCACCUCAUUACAAGGUUAUAUGCCUUGAGACCACUACUGGUCAUAAAUAUUGCCCAUACUACCAAAUACAAAUAUAUUCGUCUGAGACUCGAAGUUGGAGGCUUCUCAAUUCUACUUUUAUAAGGCAAGAUCAAACUCUCUAUGAACAGGGGGUAUAUUGGAACGGCGCAAUUCCUUGGAUAGGCCUGGUUUGUGAGAUGUCAUACUAUCAAGUAGAUGAAGAGCUUGUCGGAUUGGUUGAUAGUCCUCCUCAUUGUUACGAGAAGAAAUGGUACCAUAGGAUGUAUAGAUAUUUUAAGGAGUCUACUGGCGGCCAUUUGCAUCUUAUUGAUAUUUAUUCUCCUUGUCCUACUAAAUUUGAAGUAUUGGAGAUGGGGAGAGAUUACUCUGGCUGGUUUGUCAAGUACCAUGUUGAUCUAGAUCCCUUAUGCACCGCUUACCCAUGCUUCCUAACAGUUCGUUGUUCUGUUCCUUGCUCAAGACGAAAAUGA